GCGACGUCAGCGAGCGUCAAAUGAAGCCAGCAACAGCGGGGGCCGCUCGUCGGCAGUUCGCGCGCAGGCGCCGCGAGCAGCAACAGCAACCACAGCAACAGCAGCAGCAGCAGCACCAGCAGCGCAGGACACGCCUGAGUCCCGUAUGGAACUCCAACUGGAACAGCGAAAAGCGUGCGCCGGCGGGAAGGUUCUCCAACAUAGCCAUCGUGCGACCCAGCAGGAGCUCCACCCACGCCCCGAAGACCCCCCGCCCGGCCAGAACAUGUCUGCAUCCCAAGGGGAUGCACUCCUUCUCCAACCCCCACCUGCCGCUGCCGCACGGCAAGGAACAGGCGAAUGCCGGCUUUGGGAAGAGCAGGAACCGCAUGCCGGUGACCUUAUCCCGAACGGCCUUCGGACGGUCCUACACACCUCCGUCCGCUACUGGCAGCCAGCGGACCAAAGGCAGGCCGCGGCCGAUGAUCGGUGUAAUCCCUAAGGGAGCCAAGGCCAAUGGUCAAGGAUCGCAUGUGUGCUCCAGCUCGGAUCACGUGGCGCUGCCAUUGCUAUCGUCCCGUGUGCCGGGGAACAAGGCCUUGGCCGAGUCCCACCAGCAGCUGGAGAUGCUGCUCUCCGGGAUCGAGCGGGAGAGUUACGUAGCACCUUCCCCGCAUCCGCCCGCGUGUGCCCGCCGUUCCGGAUCGGUCCGAGCUCGAAACGGAUCGAGGAUCUCGAAGGGGGUUCGCCGCCAGAUGGGUAGACACCCGCCAGCGCCGGCCGUAUCGCCCAUGCUCAGUGCCCGUUACAAGGAGAAUGAUUCAGAGGGGGCGGAUCAUAUCCGACACCUGGUACCAUUGGCCUGCAAUCCGCAGCUGCUGCCGCCGGCCAAGCGGGAAGCGUUGCUGGAGCUGAUAUCGCGGGCCGAGCAGCACGACAAUGGUAUAGUGGAAUUGCUGCGGUCUUCCACCGAGAAUUCCUCCAGGGAUCCCAAGCUGUCGAUGUUCCAGAUGCUACCCCUAAGCCUGAACGAGUCGCCGUAUAGCGAAAAGAUCUGGACAGGAUGCAGCCAGGAGCUGCCUCAGCAACUUCGAAUCGAGGAUGAGCGCCUAAAGGAGGCAAAGAUCCUUCGCAGUCCAAAUGGACAGAUGCUCCUAUCGCGCACCUUGGAGGAGGAGCUCAAGGACGAGAAGAUGGUGCUGAACUACAUGGAGGCGGAACUCAAGAGGCGGCAGCAGCCGGAAGCUUCUGAUCCGGAGCCGCUAAACGAGCGCCAGCAGCAGGCCAUGCGGGAGCGGGCCGAGCUGGACCAGAAUAAGCAGCUGGUGAGCGAAUGCCGGGAGAGACGCCGCCAGUCCCAUCUCAAGAAGGAGCUGGCCGGAAACCUCAAGAAGCAGCGGCAAGAGAAAGUCGCUCCCCGCAGGAAGUUGGCCAAAGUUGUUCCUGAAAGCGACUGUGAAGAAGAGGACGUUCCGCUCUGGUCCGUUCCUCAUAGGGAUAGUCAAGCGUCACUCAUCGUCCAACAAUCCAUGGCCACUGAAGAUGUUGACCCCCUGAAUGAGCUCAUCGAACGGCGGAAUGAAUUUCAGCCACAUUCUCAAGCUAUGAUCUUUCCUGAGAGCGAGGAUGAAGAAAAGGAUGCUCCGUCGCCAUCCAUUCUCCGGAGGAGCAACCAACCCUCACCCUCACCCCAGCAAUCCGAAGCCAACGCAGAUGUUGACGACCUGAAUGACCUGCUCGAGCGGCGGCAUCAGUUCCAGGUACAUUCCCAAGCCAUGGUUGUUCCUGAAAGCGAGUACGAAGAAGAGGACGUUCUGCCCUGGUCCGUUCCGGAUAGGGAUAGUCAAUCCUCACCCACCGUCCAACGAUCCGUGGCCACGGUAGAUGUUGACCCCCUGAAUGAGCUCUUCGAAGAGCGGAAUCAAUUUCAGAUACAUUCUCAAGCCAUGGUCUUUCCUGAGAGCGAAGAUGAAAGUAACGACACCCCCCCCUCAUACAUUCUCCGGAGGCUCCAGCGAUCCGUGGCCAAGGCAGAUAUUGACCCUCUGCACGAGCUCCACAAAUGGCGGUAUCAGUUCCAGUUGAAUUGUCAGGCCUGUUGCCUUUACAAAAACCGCCGAAGCUCAACACCCUGGGAGAAUAUUGCAAGUGUGGCCACGAAAUGCAGCUUGGAGUUGUUGGACAAUGUGCUGGCCGCAUUGAAUCGCCGUGAGUCCAGCGACAGAGACGAUUCUGAGGACAGCGAAAUGUCCGUAUAGAGAAACCUGCCACUGAUUGUUGUCUCCCUCAUUGUUGUCUCCCAACAUUUUUAAAAAUUGUACACCAAAGUAUGAGCAAAUCCUGAGCUCUCGUUGGGACUAAUCUUAGCAUUGGUUCCAAGUAAAUUGAAAGUAGUUCGAAAUUCAGAUUAACCCAAAAUAAUAGUCGUGUACCUUCAAAUUUGGUUCUUGAAAUUUAAUUAAAUUCCCCAUAGGUUCCAAAUACUAUAUACUCGGAUUUCUUCUUCUUUGGUUCCAUUUUCGCGUAAAGCCUAAAAGCAGGCAACACUUUUUGGUGCUCUCCGAAGUACGUAAGCAUUGAUUUUUGGGAAGUUGAAUCAAACGUAUCCAACGAUUUUUGAUAACCUUAAACUGGUUUAAUUCGACUUGUCCUGAGAUCAUGAGUUUUCAAAAUCAAAAUUUCGAUUGCAGCCGACUAAAAGCUUCAUACAACAAAGAAUUAAAUACAAAUUUAUGGAGCCCUCUAGUCCGUCACAAAAAGUGGUAUCAAGUCAGAGUUUGUUUUCGUCUGCUGCAUAGUGUUAUCUGUAGACCAGCUCCAUUGAUUGUGGGGCUGCAUAAAUAAGACAUGUUUUAUGGUAUGCUUAUCAAGUCUCUAAAUACUUUCAUUUAAAGAACCUUGAAAAGUCAUUCUCGCUUUAAUAGUUCUCAAGAAGCACGUAUCAAAUUAAAUUCAUCAAUCUAUACAGGGGGCUAUAGGGUGUGCAUGCGGAAUGCGCUUAGCAACUAACUAUGUUUAGUUUACGCCCUAGACUAAAUUAUCCAAUAGGUUCGUACUUAAUCCAAAUUACUCUGAGCGGGAAAAACAUCGCGUUUUCCUGUUGUUACGAGUACAGUAAGUGGGCUCAAGGCUGGUCGCUUGAAGAGUGUACAUACGUAUGUGAGUUUGGAUGUGGGAGGGGGGUCUCUGGAGGUGAUGUCAACAGUGGCUAG
Molecule: messenger RNA, 3191 nt
Organism: Drosophila miranda
Lineage: Eukaryota; Metazoa; Arthropoda; Insecta; Diptera; Drosophilidae
Exons: 3
Coding region: 21-2237 (738 amino acids)
Source: RefSeq, a predicted model, not a curated record